Effrenium voratum is the source of this 1887-nucleotide messenger RNA. NCBI's taxonomy places the organism in Eukaryota, Dinophyceae, Suessiales, Symbiodiniaceae. The record is from the annotation of a GenBank genome assembly.
GGACUUUGUCCAUCCAGAGAUUGGACGUCGUUUUGGUAUCAGAAGGGACUGCACCGAGCCUGCUAUGAUACCACAGCUGUAUGAAGCUCAAACUGUGGCACCGCCAUCCUCAUGCGGCUGGCAUUGUGCCUUGCGGUACCUUUCCUCAGGUGUUGCUCUGCGCAGAGAGCCUAUUUGUGUGACCGCGUGGAUGCUGUCAAGAAUGGGUCUUUGACGCAAGCGGACGCAUUGACGGGUAUUCAUCUCUCUAUUGGCACUGGAGUGUGGGAUGAGCGGUUUCUGCGCUGGGACCCGCUGUUUCAGAGAUGGUCUGGAUUAGAAGUGGAGCUCCUUGACCAGCUGUCUCUGAGCGCAGGCUUUACCUACCAGCUGGUCAUCAACGACUGGUCCAACGUGACCAACUGGCGGAGAAAGCUGCGAGAAGCGGUGCUGGAGUGGGAUGUGGUUGCUCAUGCUUGGUGGUUCAUCACCCCGGUGCGGAUGUCAUUGGGGGCCUACAGCCCUUACGGCUUUCUGGACUCCAUGUUCUACACCGUGGUUGUACCCGAAGAAGUGGCCCGCUUGUCCAUGAAUGAGAUCUUCUCUUUCCUGACUCCAUUUAGCGGAGCAGUCUGGCUGUGCUUCCUUCUCUUGAUGAUUGCCACUGGUUUGAUCUUCCGCUUCCUGGAAGCCGGUCACAAUGAGGAGGACUACCCAGAUGGCCCCAGAGGAUUCUUCCACCGGGCCUACAUCUCGGACAGCAUCUUCAAGUCCAGCGGCCACAUCACCGGGGCCAGCGGCUUCGCGCCCAAGACGUGGCCGGGGAAGAUCUUGGUGACCUCAUGGACCUGGUGUAUCGUGCUGACGCUUUCGGCCUACACCGCUAACCUGGCAUCCUUCUUGGUGGUGAAGAACGAGAAUGCGGCUGGCUUCACCAGCUUGCAGUCAGCGGUAAUACAGCAGAAGACCGUCUCCGUGCAAGGGGGAACGCCAAUGGAACUCUGGUUUGAUCAGAAGUAUCCGGACUAUCCCCACGUCCAGCGCCUGGCCAUGGGCCCGGUGGACCGGGCCAGAAGACUGGUGGAUCGGACCUCGGACGCCGCCAUCUUCCCCAAGUUCGAGUUCGACAUUCUGAAGCAGCACCCAGAGAUCAACGCCGGCUGCAACUUAAAAUUCGUGGGCGAGCCGUUGCUUAAUAUCCAGGCUGGUUGGAUGGUACUCAAUGACGUGAGGGACAAGUGCACCAUCCUUGUGCGAGAUGUGCUGGCGGUCCACUUCCUAAAUUUGGACCUCACGGGGGAGCUGGCGCAGCUCACUCAGCGGCACCUGGUGCCCUUCGAUACCUGCCCCGUCGCCGUGGAGCAGGGUGUGGAAGAAGCUUCGAAGCUGGAGAUCGAGAAUAUGCUGGGCAUCCUCAGCGUCCACGCCUUCGGCGUUCUGCUGGCAGUGAUCUUUGAUAUCAUCGAUUGGUCCCGGAACCGUGUGGCCAAGAGGCUGACAAACAGCUGGACCCAGCGAGCGUCCAACUCGGAAGCGCCGAGCGCAGUUCCGGAAGAGCCUGACGUGGAAGCGGUUCCACAGGCCUACAAGAUGGAGGUGGCCAUUGCGAACACCAAGGAUGGGCCAGUUCCAGAGGAUUUCGUGGACCUGGACAACGUUGAGGGGGCGGUCAAGGAGGCCAAGACUGAGCCAAUUCCAGCGGAGACCACUUUGGAGACCGUUCUGACUGUGCCAGAGGAGACGUCGGUCCGGGCUCCACCAAGCUUGCCAAUGACGCCGCAGGUGGUGGGAGCAGCACGAGAGGACAGCGAGGUCGCGCCGAUAUGAAGAUCAUGCGGUGCCUGAAGGUUCACACAGUUUGUUUGUGUCUCCAGGCUAAUCCAGCUACAUCAGCCGGUAUGUGCUCCC